Messenger RNA from Dalotia coriaria, 968 nucleotides. RefSeq names its product signal sequence receptor beta (gene SsRbeta). The record is from RefSeq and is a predicted model, not a curated record. NCBI's taxonomy places the organism in Eukaryota, Metazoa, Arthropoda, Insecta, Coleoptera, Staphylinidae. The coding region runs from base 162 to 749 and encodes 195 amino acids. Gene Ontology annotation, cellular component: membrane; endoplasmic reticulum. The transcript is spliced from 3 exons.
CAAUGCUAUUUGAAACGUGGCUGAUGCCGUGGUCGAUUCGCCGACGUAAUUAUUCGUGUACCUUCCACGAGUUCACGACGUUACUCCGCCAGUAAACGCGUGUGUUGUCCAACGUCAGACAUCUGUGAUCUUUCAAUUCGGUACAACACGCUCCAAAAAUCAUGUGGCAGAAACUUACUCUCUCGAUCCUCGCGACGCUUGUGGUCGCCGCCGCCGGCGGUAGUGAAGGCGGCGAGGAAAGCGGUGCCCGCCUUCUCGUUUCCAAGCAAAUUAUGAACCGCUACCUUGUUGAACAGAUGGAUGUUGUAGUGCGUUACACACUCUUCAACGUCGGCAAUUCAGCCGCGAUCAACGUCAAGCUUACCGAACAGGGCUUCCCAGCGGAGGCUUUUGACGUCGUCGGAGGGCGUUUGGAAGCACAUAUUGACCGUAUUCCACCUCAGACAAAUCUCACUCAUGUGGCUGUUGUCCGACCGACCAAGUUUGGAUAUUUCAACUUCACUGGUGCUGUUGUUGAGUACAAAGCUAGUGAAGAUGCCAAAGAGAUUCAACUUUCCUUCAGUUCUGAACCGGGUGAGGGCGCUAUUGUUGCUUUCCGCGAUUACGAUAAGAAGUUCUCCUCUCACGUACUGGACUGGUUGGCGUUCGCCAUCAUGACCCUGCCAUCCCUCGUCAUCCCCUUCGUGUUGUGGUUCAACAGCAAGACCAAGUACGAAGCGCUGGCGCGACCUGCCAAGAAGACCCACUAAUUCUGCCAGUCAAGGCAGACUCGACACACAAUCGUCGUUCAUUUCUUUUCCUGCUAAAUAAUUUACGAGCGCCCUCUGAUGACAGAGAGUGUCGAUCAUUAUUUAUUCAUACUUUGUUGCGUAUUUUGUAAAGAAAAAGCGAAGAAAACGAGCAAUGCUCUCGUCCAUCACUACAUCGAGGACGUUGCGACUGCAAUAAAAUAUUUUGUACGUAUGUUA